This is a messenger RNA of Pseudovirgaria hyperparasitica, 1722 nucleotides long. RefSeq lists its product as uncharacterized. The transcript has a single exon. The coding region runs from base 94 to 1599 and encodes 501 amino acids. Lineage: Eukaryota; Fungi; Ascomycota; Dothideomycetes; Acrospermales; Acrospermaceae. The record is from RefSeq and is a predicted model, not a curated record.
CAUUCUUACACAAGCUCAACCAUUUGUAAAAGUUCUUCGUAUCUUGAAUACCGACAUCACCGGCAUAAUUCCUACCAGACCUCUACAACUAACAUGAACGGCAUCAAGUCGAAUCACCAAGAGGAUCCUCUUCCAGACCACGACUUCCAUUCUGUUUGGGGCUGCUCCUAUUCCGCACGCAGUACAUUACACGACCCAGCCAUUCGAAAGCUUUGGGAGCAAUAUCUUGUCUCUCCUGUUUCCGUAGAUCGACAGUAUCACGUCCUUCUAGGAUCAUACACGAAUCUGUUUGCCGACUUCUUUGGCGGCUACUAUCCGAUCUCGUUGCACGCCCAUGCCACCGAUGCUCUUCUUCCUACGACCAUCGCCAGUCUCGUUCUCAAUACUGUCGCCACUAGUCCGUUGAUUCUGAAUAGCGAAGAGCUAAGACCGAAGGCGAACGAGGAACCCGAGGAAACUGGCUCACGGAUACGGGAUUUCUCACUUGAAUUGCUUGGCUGGACGGAAGCUCACGUGCAAAAGCCGACGUUUGUCGCCAUUGAGGGCAUCUAUGGCGCUGGAUUUGGACCGUUGGCGCACACGUCGAAGGAAUGGGAGGUUCAAGCUAUCGCCUCUGGACCACCACCUAUUGUUGUGAAUCUCAAGACGAGGCCGUCAUUUUCAGAGAUCGAUACUCAAUUCGCGGCCGCGAAAGCUCAAGGUGCUAUCGCAGUCGUCUUCGACAUGGUCUCUACAGAAGAUGGAAGCGUACUGUCUGUUGAACAGUAUGCGCAGCUGAAACUUGCGGCUCAGCGUAACAGAUUGUUGAUUAUCGUGGACGAGACGAUGACUGCCAUCCGCUGUGGCGCGCCAUUUGCAUUUCAACGCCCAGAAUACAACACAAACAUUAAAGUCAAGCACAGCACGAACGGAGUCAAUGGAAACAGCACCAAUGGCGCCAAUUCUACCAUUCCAAUUCAACCAGAUCUUGUCAUAUUCGGGAAAGGUCUUGGAAUCUCAGGCGUUGCAAUCGGCUUCUCAGGCCCUAUCACACACGCUUUUACCUACAUUGAACGCGCGGAUAUACUACAAUCCAUCCUCUACUGGCGCGCACUGGUCUCGCGUCCCAUCCGUACACCUGUCCUCAUAGAAGCGCUUGGCACGCUGACCACAGCUCGCAAGGAGUGCUGGCCUGCCCGAAGUGAGACCAUUGGAGCAACGAUACGAGGCAUUCUGCAUGAUCUCGAGCCCUCUACUCGUGAGCCAGACGCUGUGCGUGGCUUGGGUGCCAUGAUUGCACUUGAUCGCGAGAUUGCCAUGCGACUGCGCGUGCAGAGUGCAAUUCGCCGGAGGAGUCCGUGGGUGAGAUGGCUGCCGAAGCUGGAUGCAGGGAAUACGGACAGGGAGCUGUUGAUGCAAUGUGUAUUCGGAAAAGAGAGCAGGGAGCAAAGAAAUGUGCUGAGCGUGGAUGCGGCGGAUAUGGGGACUAUGCCACUGUGGUGCUUUGUGUGUGGUAUUCAGGCAACAGAAGAGGCAUGGUGUCGAGAAUGCUUCCUGGGUAUAUGCGGGAAUGAGGUCUGUUUGGACGCAUUUGGGCAUCACACAUGUAUUGCUGCCUAGGUUCUUGUGGUGAGAUACCAGGGUCGUUGGCUAGGUUAUGCUACAUCAUCAGCUGUAAACAUGUGUCUUGCCUUGGUUUCCAGGGAUGCCUUGCUCUGAAAUCUUGAAUGCAGUGAGCAUUAC